Molecule: messenger RNA, 909 nt
Organism: Entamoeba dispar SAW760
Lineage: Eukaryota; Evosea; Mastigamoebida; Endamoebidae
Exons: 2
Coding region: 1-909 (302 amino acids)
Biological process (GO): small GTPase-mediated signal transduction; positive regulation of GTPase activity
Molecular function (GO): guanyl-nucleotide exchange factor activity
Source: RefSeq, a predicted model, not a curated record
AUGUAUGAUUAUAGUAUAAAAAUGAAUGAAAUAUUAAUUGAAUAUUAUAAAUAUAAAGAAGAAAUGAAUAAAGUUUCAGAAUGUUAUUUGAAAAUGGGAGAAUUAUAUAAAAUGAAAAAUGAUAAAAGUCUCAUGUAUAUUGGAGAAUAUUAUUUUGUAAAAUUUAUAGGAAAAGAAUGGGGUGAAUUAGAAAACAAAGAAUAUAUCUAUCGAUCAGAAUUACGAAUUGGAGAAGCAAUUACACAAAUGACAAAAUCACUUGGUGUUACAUUGAAUGGAACUAUUACAAUAAUUAAUCAAAAUAAAGACAUUAAUGAAUUACCAUUUAAUACAUCUUUUAUUCAAAUAGGUUCUGUUAAGAAAUUAGAAGAUAAAGAUCAAACAAAUAAAUUCAUAUCUGAAAUACCUAUCAUUAAAACAAAAGAUAAUAAAAAUAUAACUAUAAAAGAUAUAUGGAAGAAAAAAUUAUAUAUUACAACAGAACAUCCUCUCCCUUCUGAACUCAUAAGACAAAAGGUUCUUCAUAUUGAAGAAUAUCUUUGUACUCCAAUUGAAUGUUGUAUUGAUGAUGUAAUUAAGAAGAAGAAACAACUUACUUCACAAUUUAUUAUUUCAACUCAAAGAAACACUCCUACUAUGACUCUCUUAUCUCUUUUACAAGGUUCAUUAAUUCCUCAAGUGAAUGGUGGAAUUAUUGAAUAUUUUGAAAUGAUCAAAAGUACUGAUAUUAAUAAAGAAUAUCGUGAACAAUUGUUGAAUGAAAUAACUUCAUUUCUUGAUUUAUGUAAUGAAUGUUUAAAUCUUUAUGAAACAAUAUUAAACAAGAAAUAUUUUCAACUUCAUUUAAAAAUGAAAGAUGGAUUACAUUCUCUCUAUUCAAUUUUGAAUUCUCUUAUUAUUAAUGAUUAA